AUGCUAAAGGUUUCUCAAGAGUCGCACGUCAAUGAGCGUGCUCAGGGUCUCCACGACUUCCGCAGUGAGACGAACUACCACGCCAAGAAAUUCUACGCUCAGCGCAAUGUGUACCUGACGGGCUUCACUCUGUUCCUCAGCAUGAUUCUGGCACGCACGCACUCGCUUGUGCUGGACUUGAUUAAUGCGCAGGAGGAGCUCGCCGCAAACGUGGGUGGCAGUGAAGGCGGCGCUGGUAGCUCAAUUGUUUCGUCCGACAAGAAGCACCAGGAGGAGAUCCAGACCAUGAAGAAGCAGAUGCAACAGCAGCAAGCUGAGUACAACCGCCUCUCUGACGAACUUGCCAAGGCGCAGUCGGCGGUCUCGGACAAGAAGAGCGAUUAG
Malassezia globosa CBS 7966 is the source of this 384-nucleotide messenger RNA. RefSeq lists its product as uncharacterized. The record is from RefSeq and is a predicted model, not a curated record. Gene Ontology annotation, cellular component: endoplasmic reticulum membrane; endoplasmic reticulum. The transcript has a single exon. NCBI's taxonomy places the organism in Eukaryota, Fungi, Basidiomycota, Malasseziomycetes, Malasseziales, Malasseziaceae. The coding region runs from base 1 to 384 and encodes 127 amino acids. Gene Ontology annotation, biological process: endoplasmic reticulum to Golgi vesicle-mediated transport; intracellular protein transport.